CACGCGAUUGACGUUUCUGACGUUUGACCGACAUGAAAAUAAUAUGGUUAAAAUAAAUUAACUCAAUCUCAAACCAUGGAUUUAGUCACCCAAACUAGUCUCGAGGCCCUCCUCUUAAAAGCCACCAACUCUCAAAAUCAAAACAUUGACACGGCCGCCGUCGAGGCUUUCUGCGCCUUAGUAAACAAAGAGAAGGAUGGCCCCCACAUCGGCGUCAAGGUGAUAGCCAACCGGCUUCCCUCGGGCACCGAGCGGGAGCUCCUGCAGACCCUCAACAUCCUCGACACGUGCAUGGGGAAGUGCGGCGGCCAGUUCCAGUCGGAAGUGGGAAAAUUUAGGUUUCUAAACGAGAUGAUUAAGUUAGUUUCGCCGAAAUAUUUGGGUUCGCAGACGCCGUUAGUGGUGAAACAGAAGGUUUUGCAGUUGAUGUAUGUGUGGACGCUGGAUUAUCCCAAGGAGAGUAAAAUCAAAGAAGCGUACGACAUGCUGCGCAAGCAGGGGGUUAUUAAGGAGAUCCCGAACCCGAAUAUCACGGUGCAGAGUGUGAACGCGGUGCGGAAGAAGCCCGCGAACUCGGUGUUCCAGGAUGAGGAGAAAUCAAAAAUUUUGCAGAAGUUGCUGCAGAGUAAGGACCCAGAGGACAUUCAAGCCGCCAAUUGGCUCAUUAAAAGUAUGGUCAAGGAGGAUGAUAAACGCGCAGAGCUUAAAAGCAAACGUGUGUCGGAGCUAGAAUCAGUCCAGAAUAACGUCAGGUUGUUGAAUGAAAUGCUGGACUCUUAUAAACCGGGAAUUUCGUCUGGGGACGAGUUAGACUUAAUUAAGGAACUGCAUCAAAGCUGUGAGCGCCUAAGGCCAAAUUUGAUGAAGCUGGCUGCAGAAACCCAGCAGAAUGAAGAAAUGUUAGGUGAUGUUUUACAAACUAGUGAUGAGCUAAGUCAAGUUUUUAGUAAAUUUAACAAAAUUAUUAUAAAAGGUAUUAGUGUUUUGGACGACGGUAAUAACCCGUUGCUGGAUUUUGAUAACUCUGUGAAUGCCUCGAAUGACGGUGCAAAAUGCCAAAAUACUGAAACCAAAGAGAAUGAAAUUGAUGUCUUAUGUGAUAUUUUUAAUAACUCUAACAUUCCUGAUUCUGCUGAUAUUUUACAACCAACCUCAGUAUUAUCUUGUGAUAAAAGUAACGGUGGGCAAGAACCUGAAGUGAACAGAUUCAAAGCGCUGGAGGAUCUAGACGCACUGAGUGAGCAUUUGUUCAAAGAAAACCUCCAAUCCACCAGACAAAGCAGUUUUAGCAAGAAUCAAGACAAAAUCCCCAUGAAUCUCCUAUCAAAAAUCUCAGAAAUGAAGCCCCCGCAACCCCUCCCUAAACAAGAAAACUCCAUAAAUGAAUCCCUCAAUCUAGACUUAAAUUAUUUAAUUAGUAAACCUAAAGACGAACCCAAAGCCGGCGCGACCGAAAACUCGGGCGACGAUUGUUUGGUGGAUUUAGCGGACGAGAAGCUCCUGGAAGCCGACGAAAGUGCAAUAAACGACAACCAAAGAAAACUUAGUAUAAGCGAAACGACUGUGAAAAACCACGACGUCAAGUUGAGCGACAUUUUCAUCAAACUGGAGGACAUCAAACCCAGCACUGUCCCCCCUCUAACAAUUCUAAACGACAGGAACGGGAUUAGCAUAACGUUGCACUUUGUUAAAGACAAGCCCAGGAACGACGUGCACGUUUUCGUCGUAACCACCAUAAAUAAAAACGAGAUGCCUUUAACGAACUAUUUAUUUCAAGCUGUUGUACCUAAGGGUUGUAAGUUAAAAUUGCAGCCCCCGUCUGCGACGACUCUUCCAUCCUACAACCCCUUCCUACCCCCCGCCGCCAUAACGCAAAUCAUGGUAAUCGCAUGUCCUGAAGAUGUACAACUGUUUCUCAAGUUUAUUGUAAGUUUUGUGAUGGACGACGAGACCUGCACGGAAAUGGGCGAAGUUGAAAAUCUUCCAUUGGUCUAAAGUACUUACUUAAGGCACACAGAUUAGUCAAAGUAUAUUUUUUCUUUAAUUAAUGUCUAAAAUUAUAUCAAUGUGCUUUACUAUUAAGUCGUUCAAACUUAAUGGAGUCAAUUUAAUCCACGGGUUAGUGUCAUUUUAUUAGUGUCAAACUGUAUUCAGAAUUUAAAGGGAUUAUUUGUUCGUUAAUAACCGCUAUGACAUUAAGAUGCGCAUGCGCUUUUUGAGGCAUGUCUACGACACCUUUAAAUUUACUGUACAGUUUAAGCUGCACACUCACUUAAAUCUCAUGACGUUUUUUACACUGUUUAUGUUUACAAGAGACAGGAGAGCAAUGCGGAAGUGCGGCUUUAUACAUAUAGUUCCGACUUUACUUUAUUUUGAGUACUUAGAGACUGAUAAGUAUUUAUAGGAUUUUUUUCUCAACAAGUAAACAAUAUAGAUAGA
Messenger RNA from Zophobas morio, 2439 nucleotides. Its product is annotated as ADP-ribosylation factor-binding protein GGA3-like. Gene Ontology annotation, cellular component: trans-Golgi network. The coding region runs from base 76 to 1995 and encodes 639 amino acids. NCBI's taxonomy places the organism in Eukaryota, Metazoa, Arthropoda, Insecta, Coleoptera, Tenebrionidae. Gene Ontology annotation, molecular function: small GTPase binding; ubiquitin binding; phosphatidylinositol binding. The transcript is spliced from 7 exons. The record is from RefSeq and is a predicted model, not a curated record. Gene Ontology annotation, biological process: Golgi to plasma membrane transport; protein localization to cell surface; intracellular protein transport.